AUGGAAAUAUUUCAUAAACACAAGGGUGAAAGUAAAAUCCGAAUUUCCCGUGAACUCUCAGAAGGGGAAAAAUUAGGAACAAGUAACAGAAAGGUGCGGGUGAAGAAAUGCCUGGAUAGCCUUGGGACUCCCUGUAAUCUGGAUGAUGUGCCCAAUAUCGCCAUCCUGGGAGCUGGUGGAGGUCUUCGAGCCAUGAUCGCCCUUCAUGGAACCCUGCAGGAGCUACAAAAGCAUGGUCUCUUGGACACCAUCAUGUACUUGUGUGGGGUCUCAGGUUCAACUUGGUGUAUGUCGUCUCUCUACAAAAAUGGGGACUGGACAGAGAAAUUGCAGGCCUUGGAGGAAAGUAUGUGUGCUAGACUUUCCAAAUACACCUGGAGUGUCCCAAAGGCAACAAAAAUGCUUCUCGAGGCAGCUAAAGAUGAAAAUUACUCCCUGACUGAGUUCUGGGCCUACACUGUGGUCUAUGGAAUGUUACAUGAGCUGGACAAGGGACACUUGUCUGAGCAGCAGAGUGCUUCUGAGAAUGGAAAUAACCCCUACCCCAUCUAUGCAGCAGUGGAUGAGCAAAGUUUUUCCAAAGUAACUGAAUACUCUCCAGGUUUGUGGGGAAGUGCCAUUGGCAGCAAAACAGAAAAUGAAAAAGUCAUAAAAGAUAUAUUCUUUGGCUUCUUUAAGGGAGAAAAGGAAUCACAUUCACCAUCUAAAGAAAGUUGUCCGGAAGGAAUAGUCAAGGGGUUUCCAGCACCCACCAUUGAACCUGAAGCUGGUGAUAUGGAAGGCUCAUUGCAGAGUGAGCCAGCAGGAGCUUCACCAGGAGGCUUUUCACCAGAUACUAAGAACAAGUCAAUUACUGAAAAUAUUAAAGGCGGAGGAGGCUCAGUGGUGGAUUUCGCUAGAAUGUGGCAAAAAACCACUCGUGGUCUCUUGACCUGGAAAUGGGGAGUGAAUAAUAACUUUCUUUACAAAUGUUCUGCUCUUGACUCUACUGAGCUGGUGAAGGAUAAAGUCAUCUCCUUGGUAGAUGUUGGAAUAGCCAUAAACUGUGCUUUCCCUCUGGUUCUCCGCCCGGAAAGGAAAGUGAAACUGAUCCUCUCCUUUGACUAUGGCCCUUUUGAACCAUUUAAGGCCCUCAAGCAAACUGCCAAAUACUGUAAAGAAAACUGCAUCCCAUUUCCUGAGAUAGACGAGAAAUUGCUCCAAGAGCCAGAUAACCCCUCUGACUGCUACAUCUUCAGAGGAGAGGGCGCUCCAACCGUCAUGCACUUCCCACUUUUCAACAGAGUGAAUUGCCCAGUGGACCCGGGCAGAGCCGAGAUCCAGCAGCUGGGCUCCACAGAAGUUUUGGAGGGAGACAAACUGAACCUGACCUGCUCCCACUGCGCCGCCAAGGCGAGUGACAGCACAGUCUGGUACCGGCAGCUCCCGAACCCGGGACCCCAGUUUGCAGUUACUGGAUACAAGGAAACUGUUAAUAGCCCAGAGCUGAAGGGAGCUCUGUACAUCUCCGCUGACAAAGCGUCUGGCACUCUGGCCCUGUGCCGAGGCAAGGCAGCGAGACCAGGGGCUGAUCCCGGGGAGGAGCAGAGACACCGAGAUUCCCCUGUGACCAUGGUACCAAUGCUGGGCUCGGCGCUUGUGCUGGUUUUUGUUUCAGGCGCCCCGGGCAGAGCCGAGAUCCGGCAGCCGCGCUCCGCAGAAGACUCGGAGGGAGCCGAACUGAACCUCACCUGCUCUCACGGUUCCGUCGUCACUGAAACUAUAGUUUGGUACCGGCAGCUCCCGAACCGAGGACCCCAGUAUAUAGUCUCGGGAUACCAGGGAAUCGUUAACAGCAUCGACCCAGAGGGAGCUUUGCACAUCCGUCAAGACAGAAAAUCCAGCACAUUGUCCCUGCGCAGGGCGAGGCUGGCAGACACAGCAGUGUAUUAUUGUGCUCUGAGCGACACAGUGUGA
Molecule: messenger RNA, 1956 nt
Organism: Emys orbicularis (European pond turtle)
Lineage: Eukaryota; Metazoa; Chordata; Testudines; Emydidae
Product: cytosolic phospholipase A2 gamma-like
Exons: 16
Coding region: 1-1956 (651 amino acids)
Biological process (GO): glycerophospholipid catabolic process
Cellular component (GO): nuclear envelope; cytosol; nucleoplasm
Molecular function (GO): calcium-dependent phospholipid binding; calcium ion binding
Source: RefSeq, a predicted model, not a curated record